GAGGGGAGACCGACACUGAGGCUCAGCUAGGAGCCGUAGAUCCGAUCUGCUGGGGCGGACCACCCUGUCUCCUCUCUGAGACCUUCUCCUUCCUCGCCCGGACCCGGAGGAUCCACGUCCAGGGAUGUCAAAGCGAGUCCGAAGCCGGGAGGUCUGCGCUGAUUGCAGCUCUCCGGAGCCACGCUGGGCCUCGGUCAACAGAGGUGUGUUGAUCUGCGAUGAGUGCUGCAGCAUCCAUCGAGGUCUGGGGCGACACAGCUCCCAGGUCCGACACCUCAACCACUCUCCCUGGCCACCGUCCCAGUUACAGAUGGUGCAGACGCUGUACGGCAAUGGAGCUAAUUCCAUAUGGGAGCAUAGCCUCCUGGACCCUUCCUCCUCAGUGAGUGGGAAGCGUAAAGCAAAUCCCCAGGACAGAGUUCAUCCCAACAAGACAGAGUUCAUCAAGGCCAAAUAUCAAAUGCUGGCGUAUGUCCAUAAAAUGCCUUGUCGGGAGGAUGAUAGUGUUACCGCAAAGGACCUCAGCAAGCAACUUCACUCCAGUGUUCGGACUGGAAACCUAGAAACCUGCCUUAGGCUCUUAUCUUUGGGAGCACAGGCCAACUUCUUCCAUCCAGAGAAAGGAAACACCCCACUACACAUAGCAGCAAAAGCAGGUCAGGUGUUGCAAGCAGAGCUGUUGGCAGUUUAUGGAGCUGAUCCCGGAGCUCUGGACUCCAGCGGAAAGACCCCCAUUGAUUAUGCAAGACAAGCUGGGCACCAGGAGCUGGCAGAGCGGCUUGUGGAAAUCCAGUAUGAACUCACUGACCGGUUAGCAUUUUACCUUUGUGGUAGAAGACCGGAUCACAGAAAUGGGCAACACUUCAUCAUUCCUCAGAUGGCUGACAGCAGUCUGGAUUUGUCGGAGUUUGCUAAAGCUGCAAAGAAGAAGCUGCAGUCGCUAAGUAACCAUCAGUUUGAAGAACUUGCCAUGGAUGUUUAUGAUGAAGUCGACAGGAGGGAAACAGAUGCCGUGUGGUUGGCCACUCAGAACCACAGCACACUCGUAACCGACACCACGGUUGUACCUUUUCUGCCGGUCAACCCAGAGUACUCAUCUACCAGAAACCAGGGUCGCCAAAAGUUGGCAAGGUUCAGUGCUCAUGAAUUUGCCACCCUGGUGAUCGAUAUCCUAACUGAUGCUAAACGGCGGCAGUGGGGUAAUUCCUGUGACAGUCCCAAAGAGAGUGUGGAGCUGAUCCUUCAGGGAAUAGACAGUCGCCACAACAGUGAUAGCCAGGACAAUGAUCAGCCUGAUUACGACAGUGUUGCAUCAGACGAAGAUCCAGUACACGAGGCCACUUGUGGGGACAGCUGCAACGAUGGAAGGACCAAGAGCUCGGAGUCGUCGGACCUCUCUGAUGGACCAAUCACAGUGCAGGAGUUCAUGGAGGUGAAGAGCGCCCUCACUGCGUCAGAAGCCAAAAUACAGCAGCUUCUCAAAGUCAACUGUCACCUCAGUGAAGAGCUGCGGUCCAUGCACAGCAAGUUGAGCACCCUGCAGACUGAAAACACAACCCUGCGAUGGCAGACCCCCAGCGGACAGCAAAGCGCCCAGGGGCCCCUCGGUCGACACCCACCCCGCGGGGGUCGCGCCAUGUCGAUGUAUGAGACCGGAUCUAAUCCCAAGCACUUCUCCCACCGAGCCGAAACAGCCAGGCACGAGGAUGGAGUCGUUUUACAACCUUUCCCAACCAAUAUUGGGAGGGGUCCUUUGGGGACGGCUGCGUCCUCCCUCCCUACCUUCCCCUCCUCCCUGUCCUGGUCGAGGGACGAGAGAUCUCGAAGGGGCUGUAGUUUAGAGGGACGGAGCACCAUGCUGGAGAGUGACAAAGACACGACACCCAACCACUCUGAACUGGAGGAGAUUGGAAGCCCUCCUUCAGCCUCUGAUACGAUGGAGUCCGAGGCGGAGGGUGAGGAAGACGCCACCCUGCCGUGCACAGAGGACGUCAUCUGUAAGACCGAGCAGAUCACCAAGAACAUACAGGAGCUUCUCAGGGCUGCUCAGGAGACUAAACAUGAAAGCUUCCUGCCGUGCUCUGAGAAGAUCUGCGUGGCCGUGAAGGAGAUGGCCGCCCUGUUUCCCAAGAGGCCGUCCUCUGAGACCGUGCGGGGGUCUCUGUGUCUGCUCACGUCGAGCGCCAGCCGGCUGCACGGAGAGUGCCACAAGGCCGCCGACCACAGCCCGGGCCCGUCCGACAUCCAGCUGGUCACUCAGCAGGUCAUCCAGUGCGCCUAUGACAUUGCCAAAGCCGCCAAGCAACUUGUCACCGUGACAACCAAAGAAAAUAACAACUAACUAAAAAACCCAAAGACCUUUCUAAUGCGCCUGAAAUACAGUUUGUCAAUGAUUUUGCUCAUUUCAGCUUAAUCACCUUUUCUGUUUUCCAAUAUGAAUUAAUCAGUGGGAUCAUUUCAAUACAUACCUUCAGAUGGGGAAAGUCUGUACAUUUACAAAUCAAAAUCACAGCUCAUUCAACAGCUUUAUAACCUUGAUUGUUGUUGUAUUGUACAGGAAACAAAUAUUACAAAACCGGUUAUAUUCUUAACCUCACCUCAUUAGUGUGAUCCACACCAUUUCCAAACGUGCAAUGAGUGUUUAUGUCUAUAUACAACACUCAGCAAAACAAGCAGUUGAGCUACAUUGUACUAAAGUAAACACCAGAGGUCAUCAGUUGUGCUCCUUGGGUCGUGUUUCUACUUUACAAUUUACUUUAACCAUUUCAGUUUUUUUUAUUUCUUAAGACGCAACAAAAGUGUUUAAUUCUUGAAUAUUGAUGCCACUCUUUUAGAUGUGAGUUUGUGUAUUGGGCAAACAUAUUGUCGGUGCAUUGAGCAGCAUGUGAGUCCGGAGUGUGUGAACUUCAAUUCCAUCCAGUCCCUUUCGCUGUGGUUGAAGGUGUGUAAGUAAAGUUUUUUGGAGUUCUAAUGUUACAGCUAUAUUUCUGGUGUUUGUGUGAUUGGUGUGUGCGUGCGUGUGUGUGUGUCACAGGGACGGCCCGGGGGAAAUCCAUUUUGAAUCAAUUUGAAUAGCAUUAUGCAAAUAUAUAAGAUGUAUGUAUCCAAUGUAAUUCUCUAUCAAAAUAACCCAAAUGCUAUUAUAUUUAUAAAAGUGUAUGUCAUACCUCUAAGAAAAUAUCAAUGUUUAUUUUCAUAAGCUUUUGUUUAACAUGUCGCUCACGUGUGUCCUGAGGUCUGGGACGUCUCAGCCAGCCGUUGGUUACAAGACGACUUGUGAUCUCUUAGUUUUCUUCGGUGUGGUGCUGUAACCGCCAUGUCUUACAAUCAGUGAUGACGUACAUGUGCCCUCUGAGUAUAGAGUCUGUCACUCGUUGUUGUGCAGCCGGGUGCGUUUGAGCGAGGGGUGGAAAGACGACUAGAAUACCGUACACGAGAGGAGCUACCUGUGUUUGAAUGUAUCUGUCAAAUAUCUCUUUCAAAAAGAUGAACACAUCGGUUACUAAUGUGGUCAAAGAGCCAGUGUUGCAUCCUGACUAUAACCACUGAAAUAUAAAAAUGUAUUCAGCAGCCACAUCCGUUUCUCUCAAAUUCAGUGAACAACUUUUUAGAACUCUGAAGGCUGGAGGAGCUAUUUGUACGUUUCGUUAUUGCGAAAGCCAAACCACUGUUUACUCAGCAGGUUUAACCACGAGCUUCAGCCAACAUACACAUUACAUGAGAUUAAUCCCUACUGAGACAAUAAGGGUUAAUAUUUGCUUUAGGCUUCACACGAGUAAAAGAUUAAGAGGUGAUGCUGAAUUUGCGGCGUUUCUUUCAAAUGGCUCCUUAUAUAAUGUUUGUUAAUUACAAAAGUAUUAAGUGAUUCUUCUCUCAUGAGCUUUCAGCUGCAGCUCACAGUCUGAGUUAGUUUAGUUAUGAAUUAUUUUUCCAAAUAUCUCCAGUAUUUGUUCGCGUGUACAUCUGCAUGUACAACUCCGGAUGAUACCGUGCCACGAUGACUGGGAAUCCCAACAGAUGUAUUUUUUUGUACGUUUUGAAAAAAGAUAUUUAUUUUGUUCCUGUUCUGCUUUUUUUUCUUGUAUGUCAUGUGAUGAGAGAUGUGUUUUAUCAUUAAGCACAAGUCAUAUUCACUUUUCUUUCUUUUUUUUGUGAUGCAACCAGUGUUAUUUUCUUUUUAAUAAACUUUAAAACGUCAAAGGAGAAUUUAAAAGCAAGAUCAUGUGACGUUUGAUGGAACUGUGGCCAUAACUAACAGGAUGAAAUGUGAAGCUGAUGUAAAUGUAGAUUAAGAGUAGUGUCCUUUUAAAGCCAAUUCAAUGAUGAUCAAUCCAUUGCUUGUGAAUUCAAAAUGUCAUUUGUAAGAGGAGGAAUGUUUUACUUUCAGUUUUGCAUCUGGUUUUCACUUUGACUUAUUAAUCAGAACAAACAAAAAACUAACUGGGUCUUGACAACAUUGACUCUACUUUACAAUAACUAAACAAACUGGUUAUUUUUUAGAAGGUAGAUGACUUGUGUAGUGUUCAGUAUUCGGUUGCUCUCCACUCCUGGUUCCAGCCCUGACAGUGAACUCCCUGUAGUCUGCCCCUGUGGUGGAAAACACUCCCUACCUUAGCUCUAAUAAAGUAUAACUCGUA
Molecule: messenger RNA, 4637 nt
Organism: Limanda limanda (common dab)
Lineage: Eukaryota; Metazoa; Chordata; Actinopteri; Pleuronectiformes; Pleuronectidae
Gene: git2b
Product: G protein-coupled receptor kinase interacting ArfGAP 2b
Exons: 20
Coding region: 125-2341 (738 amino acids)
Biological process (GO): regulation of ARF protein signal transduction; brain development
Molecular function (GO): protein binding; GTPase activator activity
Source: RefSeq, a predicted model, not a curated record